AUGGUUUUGAAGCCUUACGAUACCGCCGAUUCUCUUCAAAAACUUUGCUCUAAAGAGCAGCUUGAAUUACUAAACUCCAUCGACACUCUUCGAUCACAAGGCAUCAGCCAUUAUGUUUCUCUGCCACAGAUCAUUGUGUGUGGUGACCAAUCUUCGGGGAAAAGCUCUGUUUUGGAAGCAAUCUCUGGAGUUUCCUUCCCCAUCCAGAGUAAUCUGUGUACGCGUUUUCCGACAGAAUUGAUUCUGCGAAAGACUCCUGAAGUUGGAGCGACCGUUUCUAUAGUGGCCCAUCAAUCGUCCAGUGAUGUUGAAAAGCUCAGACUCGGUGCCUUUCACGAAACGCUGGACAAUUUCCAAGAACUUCCAACUCUGAUCGAAAAUGCGAAGGCGGCGAUGGGGAUCACAAGUUCUGGGAAGGCGUUCUCGAAUCACCUCCUAAAAGUUGAAGUCUCGGGACCCGAUCACCCGCAUCUCACAAUUGUGGAUUUGCCUGGUUUGAUUCAUUCCGAAACAAAACAGCAGUCGGCGGCGGAUGUUGCAUUGGUACAAGAGAUGGUCCGCACAUACAUGAAUCAACCGAGGAGCAUCAUUCUUGCAGUGGUUUCUGCGAAGAAUGAUUAUGCAAACCAAGUUGUGUUGAAUUUAUCCCGUGAAGCCGACAAGAAAGGCACAAGAACAUUGGGUGUAAUCACAAAGCCAGAUACUCUGCGUCCUGAUUCUGAUAGUGAAGCCAUGUAUGUCGCUCUGGCGAAGAACCAAAACGUGGAAUUCCGGCUUGGCUGGCAUGUCCUCAAGAAUAUGGACUCAGAAACAGGAUCCUUUUCUCUUACGCAUCGAAACUUGGAGGAAGAACAAUAUUUCUCUCGUGGGGCUUGGCGUGGUCUUCCUCACUCCAUACUAGGCAUCGAAGAGCUAAGACUCCGUCUUAGUCAGGUCCUUCUCGAUCAGAUUGUCUCUGAGUUACCGAGCCUGGUCGAGGAUAUUCAGAUCAAAUCAGAUGCAUGCCAACGCCAAUUGGAGAAACUUGGACAGCCACGGGCUACUUUUGAAGAUCAGAGGAUGUAUCUAUUCGACAUUAGCCAAUCCUUUCAGGUGUUGGUAAAAGCUGCUAUAGAUGGUGUGUACAAUGAUCCAUUUUUUGGCAAUGCUUCGUCUCGAAAACGGAUUCGCGCCGUGGUGCAAAAUUCAAACAUCGAAUUCGCAGAGCGUAUGACUACUUGUGGCCACUCGUAUGACAUUCGAGACUCUCAAACACCAGCCAAGACCUCGAAGGCUCUCGCCCCUAGGCAUAUCACCAAAAACAAGUUCAUUGAUUUGGUGGAAGUCCUUAUGAAACUAACUCGAGGCAGAGAGCUGCCAGGAACAUUUAAUCCCAUGAUCGUAGUUGACUUGUUCCGAGAUCAAUCAACUUCCUGGGAGGAAAUCGCCAGAGACCACAUUGCAUUCGUUUGGAAAGAUACCAAGACUUGCAUGCACUUGGCACUUGAAUACGUUGCUGAUCCAGCAACGUCAAAAGCGCUCUUUCAAACCAUCUUCGAGCCAGCCUUGAAGAAAUUACUCGAUGGUUUGCAUGAAAAAACUGCCGAUCUUCUCAAAUCUCAUCAAGAGGGCCAUCCUAUAACCUACAACCACUACUUCACGGACAACCUUCAGAAAGCUCGAAACAAACGAAGCAGAGAUGCCUGUACAAAAAUUAUCAAAUCCUUCUUUGGCGUGGAUAAACUGGGGCCAUCGACCUUCGUGAACCAAAGUGUGAAUCUUGAUCAGCUUGUCACGGCUUUGGUUGAUCGCACCGAGCCAGACAUGAAUAGGUUUGCGUGUUCAGAAGCUAUGGAUUGUAUGCUGGCAUAUUACAAAGUUGCUCUGAAACGAUUCAUCGAUGACAUCGCUAUCGAAGUGGUAGAAGGAAAACUUAUCGGUCCUUUAGCCGAUAUGUUCUCCCCUCGCUCUGUCGCUGGUAUGACACCAGAUCUUAUCACUCGUAUUGCGGGUGAAUGCGAGGCAAGUCAAAUAGAGCGGGAAAAACUGAAAGUGCAACUUGAGAUCCUGUCGAAGGGCCUGGAUACUUGUAAGCACUUUAUUGGCAUUGGUGGUCUUGUUCCGGACACGCCUUCCUUUCAAACAACCCCUCGUCUUGAUCCAGCUGAUCAAGAAGUUGAGGAACCACAAUUUGACACUGAAGACCUUAAGCGUUUUUCCGAGUCCGAAGUUUUCGAAAACGACCCAGAUGCAGAGCCAUGUCCAAUACCCGAAGAAUGCACAAUAGAGGAGCCUUGUGAUGAGCUAUCUCCUUUGGAGGCUUCUAUGAUCAGUUGGGGUAUGCCCAUCAGCACCACCGGCCCCAAGAGAAAGGGUAGGAAAUUCCAGUAUCCGAGAGUCACGCAGGAACCCGAAGUUGUCGAAGCAAAUGGUCUUCAGGCUUUUGAACGUGAUCAAUACUGA
Messenger RNA from Sclerotinia borealis F-4128, 2442 nucleotides. The record is from the annotation of a GenBank genome assembly. Lineage: Eukaryota; Fungi; Ascomycota; Leotiomycetes; Helotiales; Sclerotiniaceae.